Drosophila hydei is the source of this 1971-nucleotide messenger RNA. Its product is annotated as U3 small nucleolar RNA-associated protein 6 homolog. Lineage: Eukaryota; Metazoa; Arthropoda; Insecta; Diptera; Drosophilidae. Gene Ontology annotation, biological process: maturation of SSU-rRNA from tricistronic rRNA transcript (SSU-rRNA, 5.8S rRNA, LSU-rRNA). Bases 14 to 1846 code for a protein of 610 amino acids. The transcript is spliced from 4 exons. Gene Ontology annotation, molecular function: protein binding; snoRNA binding. Gene Ontology annotation, cellular component: small-subunit processome; Pwp2p-containing subcomplex of 90S preribosome. The record is from RefSeq and is a predicted model, not a curated record.
GAAUAAAGUCAAAAUGGGUGAGUUCAUUGCAGAAAUGCAGGAGCGGCUAUUGCCGGAGUAUGAGCAAAUGAAGCACUAUCAAAUAUUUAGACCAGAACAAAUCAGAGAAUGUAUACGCAAACGAGAACGCUUACUGCUGAACAUAGCCAAAAACAAAAAGUCUAUGUCAGACUAUUUGGAAUUCAUAGUAUACGAGAAGACAAUGCAUAAAACAAUUACCGAAAAGGAAAAACUCGCCGGUAUAAAGCUGACUGGUCUCAAAGCCUCCACUUGCACGCGGAUAAUGCGAAUGUACAGGGAAAUGUUGGCUAAAUUUGGACACGAGCAGCGUCUGUGGGAGAAUUUCAUCAAGUUCAGUAAGAAGUCAGCGCCACAGGAAGUUGCUGGCAUAUACGAGAAGAUGCUUUCGUAUCAUGGUGGUGAUCCACAAAUUUGGAUCAAUGCCGCACUGUGGCUUUAUGAGUAUAAUCGUACCAAUAUGCCGCGCGUCCAGGAUAUACUGUUGCGUGGCCUCCAACGUCAUCCCGCGUCUGAGUCACUUAACAAUUGCUUCUUCAAUAUACAGUUAAAGGAGGCCGCAAUGGCGGACAACAAACGUACUUUGGGCGACAACACAGUCUCGGAGCAGGAUAUACAAAUGGAGCGUGUCGUUGCCGUCUAUCGAAACAGCCUGGCGAACAUCACGAACUUAGAUUACUUUCUGAAGCUGCUCGAGAGCUGUGAGGAUCAUGCAGAGCUUACUGCCAAGCUACAGCACCAUAUAAUUGAGGAUAUACAGACAAAGUUUUCACGUGAGCCUUCGCUAUGGGAUGCACUGGCGAAGCGUGAGCUGCGUGGCUAUCACUUAGGUGAUCUUAUGAAUAUGGCAGAAAACGAAGAUGACACUGAGCCGAGUGAGAAGAAGUCGCGCACGGACUCCCAAGUGAAAGUCUUUCAGACACGCUCGAAGAAGCGUUGCAUCGAACUGUGCGUGGAGGUCUACAAGGCGGCAGUACAACAGCUACAGACGCAGGAAAUAUGGAACUUAUAUCUGGACGCUAUGCUGGCGCUAAGUAGGAACCAUAAAUCCGAGCGCGCAUUCAUCCAGAAAUGCUUGGCGAAUGCACUGCAAGAUGGCCAUCAUUCUAAGCUGAUGCAUCCCCGGCAUUACGCUACGCUCAGCAUGAUAUUGGGUAGCAACGAAAACGGCGGAGAGACCUGUGUGCGCAUCCUAACCGAGGCACUGCAGCACGAUGAGUCGUUGCGCAUGCACGAGCUGCUACUAUCCGCACAUAUUCGGAACGACGAUGAACCCAGCGUUCACAAGUUGUUCAGUCAAGUGCGUCGUACGAUGGGCGCCGCCGGCCUAUCUCUCUGGCAGAUGGUGAUCGCCUAUUAUCGGGCGCGCAAUGAUAACCAGGCCAAGCGGCAGCUGAAUGACAUUUAUACACAGGCCUGCAAGGAGACCUGGCCGGAAUUCGCCGAUCUACGCUGCAGCUACUUACGCUACCUCUGGCACGAGCACUCGCAAGCCAAAGCCCGCGAUGAAUAUGCCAAGUUGGCGCAACAGCCGCCGAUGUCUCUGCAGCUGCAUCGCGAAAUGAUUAGCCUGAUAGAGAGUACCAAACUGAAAGAUUUAUCUACAAUUAAGGCGUGGCGCAUGUGCUACGAAUUCAUGACCACAUACUUUGGGAAGAAAGAGCCAAGCGUUUGGAUCGAGUACAUUGCCUUCGAGCGGGAUCAUGGCGAGGCCAAGAGCAUUGCUCUGCUUAGCCGGCGUGCCCUCUCCACGCUGGAGCCACAGUUUGUGUCUAUAUUCGAGGCGGAGCGUGCAAUGGCACACGUGGGCAUGGCCAUAACCAGAUAGUUAAGUUAACUUUAAUUUUUUUUAUUUUAGUUUUUAACUAUAAUUAUAAGUAAAGACACAAGUCUCAUAAAAACAUGAGUUUUUUAGUCGAAACUACUGAUAAUGUGGAACGAAAAUAAAACAAU